Molecule: messenger RNA, 2143 nt
Organism: Pomacea canaliculata
Lineage: Eukaryota; Metazoa; Mollusca; Gastropoda; Architaenioglossa; Ampullariidae
Product: ADAM 17-like protease
Exons: 13
Coding region: 226-1446 (406 amino acids)
Biological process (GO): Notch signaling pathway; membrane protein ectodomain proteolysis
Cellular component (GO): plasma membrane
Molecular function (GO): metalloendopeptidase activity
Source: RefSeq, a predicted model, not a curated record
AAGUGCGUGCCAAAGGAGGAUGUUCCUUGCGGCAAUGGUAUCUUAGACAAAAACGAAGAAUGCGACGUAGGAGAGAGCGUCGUGAAAAACCAAGAUAAAUGUUGUAGCAGAACUUGUCAUCUCAGAGAAUCUGCACAAUGCAGUGAUUUCAACAAACCGUGCUGUAAAGACUGCAAAAUCGCGCCAAAAGGAACUGUUUGUGAGGAUAACUUUAAACUUCUGUGUAUGGAGAGCGCAAAGUGCGAUGGUGUUUCCGCUGAUUGUCCGUCUGCUGUGCCAAAAGAGAAUGGAUCAGUCUGCAUUGGAGAAGGCCAGUGUAUUAGCGGCACAUGUAUUACCAAGGACUGUAACGAGCUGGGAAAAAAGGAAAAGAAGCUCUACAGGGCCUGCAUAUGUGAUCGUAAUGUGAUCGAUGCCUGCAAACGCUGCUGUCAGGAGGAAUUUGGCAACAAGACUUACGGCGAAUGUUUGCCAAGAAAAACGCCUCUUGGCUUUCGAGAACGCUGCUACAAAGGUGUAUGCAAUGAAGAAGAAAAGUGCGUGCCAGAGGAGGAUGUUCCUUGCGGCAAUGGCGUCUUAGACGAAAACGAGGAAUGCGACGCUGCAGAGGAAAGCUUAAAAAACCAAGAUAAAUGCUGUAACAGUACUUGUCAUCUCAGAGAAUCUGCACAAUGCAGUGAUUUCAACAAACCGUGCUGUAAAGACUGCAAAAUCGUGCCACAAGGAACUGUUUGUGAAUAUAACUUUGACCAACCGUGUAUGGAAAUCGCAAGAUGCGAUGGUGUUUCCACUGACUGUCCGUCUGCUGUGCCAAAAGAGAAUGGAAUAACCUGCCAUGGAGAAGGCCAGUGUAUUAACGGCAGAUGUAUUACCACAUACUGUAAGGAGCUGGGAGAGAAGGAUAAUCGGCGCUACAGAGCCUGCAUGUGUGAUCAUGACGCUUCUGCAGCCUGCAAGCGCUGCUGUCUGGAGGUCUUUGACAACGAUACAAAUGGUCCGUGUUUCCCUACAAACAAAACACUUAGACCUGGACAACUUUGCUACAACGGUGAAUGCGAUGAAGAAGGACUGUGUAUUCCAUCGGAAGGCCUUUUUACUGUCCGGCUUUUCAAGUUCUUCAACAAUUUGGAUUUUGACACUCUUGCGGAGACCAUGAAGACUAACCUCGUCAUGACUGUCGUGUUUCUGACAGCACUGUUCUGGAUCCCAAUCAGCUGCUGCAUUUCCUGCAUAGACAGGAAAAACAAGGCACGCAAAAUACCACCCACUGAAAGAACUUCUUCAUCCAUGGAGCGCGAGUCUUAUGAAAUGGGGAAUGUGAAUCCGGCAGAAUCUUAUGUGAAUCCGGCAGGAUCUUCAGACGCUUUAGCAGAAUCUUCCAUCGAGCCUGAAGAAUCUUCAAUCGACCCUGCAGGAUUUCCAGUCGAUCCGUACGCACAACCGUAAGGUCCAACGCCUGCCAAACGCCAAUGAAGGGAUGUGGACAAGAAUAAAAUAAGUCCAUCAGUACUGUAAGAAACAGUAUUAACACGAAAUAUUUCAAAGUCUGGCCUAACACCAACAGACUAAAUAAUACCUUAAAUAUAUUUUGUCUCUUCUGAUCAAAGACUGUUACUUUAUAAAAUGUCACAAGCACACACCAAAGAAUAUAACAUUUCUUAAAUUACAUAUUUAAGACUUGUUUCUAUAACUUAACACUGUCUUAAAGAAGCAAAUGAAAUCCAAUGCUUACAAGCCGCUAAGAAACAUGUCCUGACGAUGCUGAAAGUAUACAUCGAGUUUUAUCUCAGCAAAAAAAAAAUUAGAUAAAAAGUUUAAAAUUGUUUUUGUGCACAGCGUUUCUAUGAAAUGGAUUAUUUAAAUAGGUUUAAUGCCUUUCUUUAAGUAUUAGCUCGUUUCAGUUUGACUUGUUUCGUUGGACUGUAUUUAAAAACAAUUCUGGCUAAUGUUGGUACACAUGACGCUGGACACUGAACUGUUUCAAAGUAAGAAAAAAAAAUAUAUAUAUACAUUGCCACAGACUGAUAACAAAACUACAUUUUCAAUAUGAACAAUUAGCUCAUUGACAAUAUAUUUGAAAUUCGUUAUUUAGUAGUUAAGACGGAGUUGAAAAGUUUCUUUACUCAGACAAGGAAAUAAAACA